Molecule: messenger RNA, 1221 nt
Organism: Opisthorchis viverrini
Lineage: Eukaryota; Metazoa; Platyhelminthes; Trematoda; Opisthorchiida; Opisthorchiidae
Exons: 11
Coding region: 1-1221 (406 amino acids)
Biological process (GO): vacuolar protein processing
Molecular function (GO): cysteine-type endopeptidase activity
Source: RefSeq, a predicted model, not a curated record
AUGAUGCGUCGUUGUUUGCUCCUUAUUGCGUUCUUGUUCUGCAUCGGGCACGUUGCAUGGUUGGAAGCCAUCGGUGUCCACAAUUGGUCAUCCAUAUUUAACAAUAAUCCGUCAAAGAAUUGGGUUGUCCUUGUCGCUGGUUCCUACACCUGGGAAAAUUAUCGACAUCAAGCGGACGUUUACCACGCGUAUCGAGUCGUGCGUGCAAACAAAGUUCCUGCGGAGAAUAUAAUUACCUUCGCCUACGACGACAUUGCAAACAAUCCCAAAAAUCCGUUUAAAGGCAGAGUGUUCCAUGAAUACCAGCACGAAGAUGUGUACAAUGGUGUAGUGAUUGACUACCGUGGAAAAGAUGUCACACCGAGUAAUUUCCUGAAAGUAUUAAAAGGCGAUGAUAAACUUGAAGCCAACAAGAAGAAGGUGCUGAAAAGCGGUCCUAAUGACAACGUGUUCAUCUUCUUCUCUGGCCAUGGUGCCACUUCCCUGAUUGCCUUCCAAGAAAAAGAACUGUAUGCCAUGGAGUUGAACGAUACCCUUGCCUACAUGCAUUCAAAAAAAAUGUUCAACAAAUUGGUGCUGUACAUGAAUGCUUGCUACUCUGGCUCUAUGUUUCGCGACGUUCUUCCUUCAAAUAUGGGAAUCUAUGUGACAACAUCAGCUAAUGAAAAUGAACAAUCCUGGGGUAUUUUUUGUUUUGACAAGGAAAUCGAUGCUUGUCUAGCGGACGAAUACUCGUAUGACUGGAUUUUAGAUUCGGAAUACAAUGACCUAAAAAAGCGCACACUGAAGCAACAAUACGAUGAGGUAAAAAGGAGUACAGUGUUCAGUCACGUGAUGAAAUAUGGUGAAAUGGCGUUGGAAAGUCUCCCAGUUGGAAAAUUCCAGGGGCAUUAUGAUAUACUGAUGCAUCGAAACAACAGAACGAUAGCACCGAAUGCUGUUGAUGGAAAGCCCUCUUGCCAUGCGCAUUUGUUUUCAAAAUCUCGACGCUUGAUGAAGGCCGCAACCGAGGAAGAACAAGAAACGGCUUGGCGAAAGCUGCACCGUGUACUUCGGCUUAGCCACAUCGUCAAGGAAACGUUUCGUGACAUCGUCGUGGUUGCGACAACCCACUACAAGCCAACGCUAAAGGGCUUGUCCAAAGUGGAUGAGCUCAUGUGCUUCAAGGCAGUAUUCGAUCAAUUCCGGACUCACUGCUUCACAAUUCAGCAGGCAAGUUGA